GACAAAAGUCAGGGCAGAGUCCUUUGCCGGUCGGUCGCCUUCCCAACCCCCUCCCUAACCAAUCCAAUCACAGAGACCAGACCUCAAAUCUUCUCUCUCUCUCUCUCUCUCUCUCUCUCUCUCUCUAUGGACCCUUCCAACUCCAGCCCCUCUUCCAUGCGUGUCCUGAUUCGCCCACCACCUUCUUCUCCCGCAACCUCUUCAUCCUUCCAAACCCCACUCCCUCCUGUAGAUACCGCACCUUCAUCUUCAUCACAACCUCGCUCUCCAGAUGGCGUCGUCGUCGUGGGCGUCAUUUCCAGAAGACCCGACUACUCGGCCCGGCUUAUCAACCGGGUCCUCGAAUCUAAUGUCUUCGGCUCCGGUAACCUGGACAAGAACUUGUGCCCGGCGGAUAAAGAGGAGGUGAUGGACUGGUUCAAGUGGAGGAGAAUCAGCUACUACCACGACCCGGAGAAGGGCAUUUUGUUUUUACAGUUUGCUUCGACCCGCUGCCCCGCUAUGGACGGCCUCUCGGGUGCCGGGUCGGGUUUCGGUUCGGCGGUGGAGGAGGAGCACGACUUUUGGGAUUUCCAGGAGGUGCUCUUUAUGUUCACUGUUUGCCAUGUGGUAAUAUAUAUUCAGGAGGGAUCGCGCUUUGAUACUCAAAUUUUGAAAAAAUUUCGAGUUUUACAAGCUGCCAAGCAUGCUUUGGCUCCAUUUGUAAGAUCCCGAACCACACUGCCAUUGCCAUCUAGGCCUAACUCUUCUUCAUCCUCACGACCUACAACAUCAUCUGUGUCCUCCAGCAAUCCUUCUCCUGGCAGAAGUGGCAGUACCUUGAAUCGCAAUAGUUCUGCUAUUUCUCUCAUGUCAGGUUUAGGGUCUUAUACCUCUUUGUUUCCAGGGCAGUGUACUCCAGUCAUGCUGUUUGUUUUUGUCGAUGAUUUCUCAGAUGUUGCAAAUCCAAGUUCUAAUGUGGAGGAGUCAACAGAUACCUCCUCACUUAAUCAGUCUUCUAGUCUGAGCAGUUCAACUAGACCAAGCAUGCCAGUUAAAGGUUCUGGUUCUGUUAUGGUGCUUGCACGCCCUGUGAGCAAAUCUGAAGGUGGUUUUAUGAAGAAACUACAUUCGUCUCUUGAAGCACAGAUUCGGUUUUUAAUUAAGAAAUGCCGAAUACUUUCAGGUCCUGAAACAAGUCAUGCUGGUUCAAGAAGUGGGGUUGCUUCAAGUUCUGCACCUCUGUUUUCACUCGAUGCAUCGAGAGCAGUUGUACUGUUAGAUCAAUCUACAAUUCAGAGAUGUGAAUCUCUUGAGUGUGCCGCUGGCCUCGUCGAAGAUGUCUUAAAUGGAAAGGCAACGUCAGAUUCUCUUCUGCUUGAAACCCAUGGUCAGAGUUCAAACAAAGAUGAUAUACUAUUCAUAAAGGACUUCAUUUACAGGCAGACUGAUAUUUUAAGAGGGAGAGGUGGCCUGUUCACUAAUGCCAACAGUGGGUCAGCUGCUGGAGUUGGUAUGGUUGCCAUUGCUGCUGCUGCAGCAGCUGCCUCGGCUGCAUCUGGAAAGACAUUUACUACUCCUGAACUUCCAAAUGUGGAAACUUGGUUAUCCUCCAGUCAACUAAUUUUGCGAGGACUGCUCUGUGCAAAAGGUGGGUGCAUAGAUGAAGUUGAAAUUAGUAAAAGAAAACCUCGAUUGCGAAACACUGCUCCACCACUGGUUGAAGGAUCUGCUUCCCGAAAUAUGGAUCCUCUAGAUGUUGCAGUAUCUUGGUUAGAAUGUGGUCGAGGGCUGAACACAAAAUUUUCCACUUUGUGGUGUGAAAGAGCCCUUCCAGAUGCCAAAGAUGUUUACAUAAAUAAUUUGCCUGCUUGUUAUCCAACUUCACAGCAUGAAGCUCAUUUGGAGAAAGCUUUGCGUGCCUUCCACUCGAUGGUCAAGGGACCAGCAGUGCAACGUUUUGCAAAAAGAUUGGAAGAUGAAUGCACAUCCAUCUGGAAAUCUGGGAGGCAGCUCUGUGAUGCUGUUAGUUUGACCGGAAAACCAUGCAUGCACCAGAGGCAUGAUGUCCAAACUGAUCAGUCACUUUUAGGAGCUGAGGCCAAGCCACAUUCUAGUGGAUAUGUAUUCCUUCAUGCUUGUGCAUGUGGUCGUUCACGGCAACUACAAUCUGACCCAUUUGAUUUUGAAUCAGCAAAUAUUAAUUCUAAUUGCAUUCCGGACUGUGAUAAGCUCCUUCCUGCACUUCGACUGCCAGAAGUAAGCAAUGCAGGACCGAUUCAGCUGUCAUGGAAUUUGAUGCGUAUUGGGGGUGCAAGGUACUAUGAGCCUUCUAAAGGCUUGUGUCAGAGUGGGUUCUCUGCCACUAUGAAGUUCCUUAUGAAAUGGACUAUAUCUCUGGAGAUGCGCAAAGGUCUAUAUGGUUCAGAAAGUGCUGUGCAACACAGUUCUCUGACAAGGUCAAGUACAAGCCCCAAGGUUGAGUUUAGUACAGAUAGGGAUAUAACAAAAACUAGUAUUGCACAGGUUUACUUGGGCGACAUGCAGACUGGGGGCGAGCAUCAAGGGAAGCCUUCAGAAAACAUAAAGUCCAAUGACACUAAAAUCAGUUUCGGUAAAGGUCUUCCCAAUUUUACAUUGAGAAAGCCAUUUUCUGCGGUCGUUGCUGGAUCAGCAGCUGCAGAUUCAGGUUUCCCUCCUCUUCAGAAGUGGAAGCAACCUUCUUCUGUUUCAGAGAAGAAUAAGCAAAAUAGGACAAGAGAUCGGAGUAUUGUACAGGUUCAUGCAAUUGAUAAUCAUCAAGGUUCCCAAAAGUCUGAAGAUAUUUUAUCUGUUCAGGAAACCUUAAAUGGUGUAGAUACUAAUGGCUCCACUGACAGUGAUCCUGUCUUACAGAUAGGCAGUAAUGUAAUUCCAGUAAAUGUAAAUGGUGUGGAAAAAACCAAACUGAACUCCUAUUUGAAGCAUGAAAUAAUGUAUGUUGGAUUUGAGCAUGAAUGCCCCCAUGGACAUCGUUUCCUAUUGAAUCCAGAGCAUCUCAAUGAACUAGGACCCCCAUAUUCAUUUCUUGAAGAAUCUCAUAUUGCUUCUUCGAUUGAAAUUUCAGAGCAUGAUGUAGGGUAUCCUUCAAAAUUGGGGAAAAAUGGUGGUCAUGGUAAAGUUCAUCGAAACUCAAAAGUGAUGACUACUAAUGCUUUGAGUAAGGAUAAAAAUAUGGAUAAAUUGAGAGAGCUAGUAGAUAAUGGUAAUCUAUGUUUUGGGGGCAUGAUACAGUUCUCUGGACCAAGGAAGGAACAGAAUCAGACAUCCCUCGGAGUAUCGCAAGCAGGCUUUCAGUCUAUUAAUCUUGAUGAUGGUACAUGUGCUGUCUCCAUGUUGAAUAGAAAUUUGCCAAUAUUCAUGAACUGCCCACACUGCAGGCUCUCCAAGAAAAAGGAUCUAACAAAGAUUAAGUUUGCUGGCACAGUAUCACAGCUUCAAAGAAUCUUUCUGGUCACGCCUCCAUUUCCAAUCAUAUUAGCAACAUGCCCUAUUAUACAAUUUGAGGAAUCAUGCCUACCCAUAUCAAUUCCAGACCGUGAGAAAAAACUACAGUUCAGUCUUGGAUGCCGGGUGAUCUUACCACCAGAGAGUUUCCUUACACUUAGACUCCCCUUUGUGUAUGGUGUGCAAAGGGAGGAUGGAAGUCUACAUCCGCUUAAACCAUUUGAACAUAAGCCAGAAUUGACUGCCUGGAUUAGUAAGGGCACAACAUUGCAGGUCAUGUCAAAGGGAAGCAGUAUUGAUGAGUGAUUUCACUCGUAUUCAAAUCUGCUGAAAGUUCAAAAACAUGGCUGCUACAAUGAUCAACAUUGUGGUGUCUUUGCAGUUUCCACACGCCGAUUUGCGUGACCAGCUCAGGAUGAGGACUUUCAUGGAUUAUAACAAUGUUGCUUUCGGUGGUGGAGCUUCAACCAAAACUUCUACCGAGUCGAAGCCUUAUUAUGGGUCCAAGUCCGUGUUGCAAACGGAGCUAUAAAUUCCCAAGCAAUGAAUCCUGUGGGAAGUAGAAGUGAAAGAUCUUUGGUGCAAAGAGUUGACCUCGUGAAAAAGGAUUGACGGCACUCUGCAAUGGAUAGCUGAGAUGGCUUAUAAGAAAAAAGAUACGUCCUUCCGAAUUCAGCGAAGGCGACUUGGUUUCGAUUAAAAUUCACGGACUUCAUUGUCGCCGGAAAUAUGUUCAGACUGG
Messenger RNA from Juglans regia (Persian walnut), 4207 nucleotides. RefSeq lists its product as uncharacterized. The transcript is spliced from 5 exons. Lineage: Eukaryota; Viridiplantae; Streptophyta; Magnoliopsida; Fagales; Juglandaceae. The record is from RefSeq and is a predicted model, not a curated record. The coding region runs from base 127 to 3771 and encodes 1214 amino acids. Gene Ontology annotation, biological process: nuclear-transcribed mRNA catabolic process, nonsense-mediated decay.